AAAGAAAUUUUGACAUAUGUACAAUUUCUUAUUUUGCAUCUUCAAUAGUUUCGAUGGGAUUCGUAAAGUUGUCUCUGUUAGAAGUAUAACGUUAUAAAUAUUUGAAUGAUUUAGAAUAGUAAUCUUUUUAGAAUAAGCUGUUUUUUUACAUUUUUUUUUUUUUUUUUUUAAUUAAAAAAGUGUUAUUGUGUUAUUGAACGUCGCGGUCAAUUCCGCCAUGUUUGUUCCAAUUCAAAGUGGACCAAUAGAAUCGGAAGUCUCGACAAGACUUCCAUCUCUAUAUACGGUUAACUAUUCAAUGGACAAACCAUAAGCAAACAUGGCAACGAGUAUCCGAAAAAUUCGGAGUUUUGUCAUUUGUGCUAUGUUUGGUUAGCUCUUCGAUUAUUAUUUGUUUGACAUUGCUGCGAUAUUUUCUUGUGUAAGACAGUAGAGCUACUUCAAAAUGGGGAAACGCCAGCAUCAGAAGGAUAAGAUGUACUUAACGUACACGGAGUGGUCGACGUUGUAUGGCGGGAGGAAAUCUGGAACAAAUCUGGAAACGAGUGAGGAGAAGACGUUCAGGCGAUUGCCGUACGAUCAUUGCUGCUUGUCUCUGCAGCCCUUCGAGCAUCCCUACUGUGACCUGCAUGGCAAUGUGUAUGAACUAGAAGCUAUUUUGCAGUAUAUAAAGCAAUACAGGCACAAUCCGAUAACGGGGAAACCACUGGACGCUAAAAGUCUAAUCAAAUUGAAUUUUUACAAGAAUCCGCAGGGUGAAUACCAAUGCCCUGUACUUUUUAAAUUGUUCACGAAACAUUCGCACAUUGUCGCCAUUAAAACCACGGGAAAUGUAUUCUCUCACGAGGCUGUUGAACAGUUGAAUAUAAAAACUGGGAAUUGGAAAGAUUUGAUAAACGAUCAACCAUUCACACGCAAGGAUAUUAUUACGAUUCAGGACCCGAAUAAUGCAAUGAAAUUUAAUCUGUCCACAUUCCAUCACAUUAAAAAUAACAUAAGAGUGGAAGAUGAAGAGACUGUGAGAGAAAGGAACAAUCCAAAUGCAAAAUUAAAAACCGUAUCGGCAGAGACUAAAGAGAUCCUGGCGGAAUUGGAGAGAGACUACAAGCCGUCGAAAAACGAAAAAGAUGAGGCAUCUAUACAGAAGGCUGACAAAUUUAACGCUGCGCACUAUUCCACCGGUGCGGUUGCUGCAGGAUUUACUUCGACAAUAAUGCCGGCAGAGACUACCCAUCAGGCGGCUGUAAUCGCAGAAGAUCUGGUACGUUACGAGAGGAUCAAGAAGAAAGGAUAUGUGAGAUUACUCACGAACUUCGGGGCUUUGAAUCUUGAACUCCACUGUGACUUGGUUCCGAAAACUUGCGAGAACUUCACGAAGCACUGCCAGAACGGUUAUUAUGACGGCACGAAGUUCCACAGGUCGAUACGGAAUUUUAUGAUCCAGGGCGGUGAUCCGACCAACACGGGCAACGGCGGCAAAUCUAUUUGGGGCAAACCAUUUGAGGACGAGUUCAAGCCGAAUCUGGUUCAUCAAGGCAGAGGCAUUUUGUCUAUGGCAAACUCAGGUCCAAACACCAACGGAUCCCAAUUUUUUAUUACGUUCCGAUCGUGCAGACAUCUCGAUCGUAAGCACGCAGUCUUCGGGAAGAUCGUCGGAGGCUUAGACACGUUGAACGUGAUGGAAAGAGUGGAGGUAGACAAUAAAGAUCGACCGAUAGAAGACAUAGUUAUCCAGGCGGUCCAGGUCUUCGUGGAUCCUUUUCAGGAAGCCGACGAUCAGCUCGCCGUGGAACGAGUCGCCGAAGCCGAACGAUUAGCCCAAGAAGCGAGUCAGAGUAAAUCGGCGGACAAAACGGAUAAAAACGACACCCAGAAGAUCUAUCGCUCGGGCAUAGGAAAAUAUGUGAAAUUGGAGCAGGAAAAAUUGGACAAAUGGGGCGGAAACGCGGAGCCUGCAAAAAAGAAGAAGGUCCCGUCGCAGUCGUACGGAGAUUUCUCCUCUUUCACCUUCUAAUGGAUUAUUAAAAUACUUAGAAUAACAAAUGUAUAUAGCACAUUUACAUAAUCUAGUUUACUAUAUAUAUAUAUAUAUGUAUCAUUUUUCUGACAGUUUGCUGUAUAUACGUAAAGCCUCUGGCAUUCCAAAGUCCUUAUUGAGGAGUUAAAAGACAAAAAUCGAAUAGUAUAUAACUCAUACAAAAUGAGGAACAUUGAUUAUUACAUAUAAUGUAAAUAUGUGAUUCCCCGAUUGUCGAAAAUAUAAUCCUUAAAAAAGCUUAAGAUAUA
This is a messenger RNA of Temnothorax curvispinosus, 2286 nucleotides long. Its product is annotated as peptidyl-prolyl cis-trans isomerase-like 2. Gene Ontology annotation, molecular function: peptidyl-prolyl cis-trans isomerase activity; ubiquitin-ubiquitin ligase activity. The coding region runs from base 446 to 2014 and encodes 522 amino acids. NCBI's taxonomy places the organism in Eukaryota, Metazoa, Arthropoda, Insecta, Hymenoptera, Formicidae. Gene Ontology annotation, cellular component: catalytic step 2 spliceosome. The transcript is spliced from 9 exons. Gene Ontology annotation, biological process: protein polyubiquitination; protein peptidyl-prolyl isomerization; protein folding. The record is from RefSeq and is a predicted model, not a curated record.